Molecule: messenger RNA, 282 nt
Organism: Protopolystoma xenopodis
Lineage: Eukaryota; Metazoa; Platyhelminthes; Monogenea; Polystomatidea; Polystomatidae
Source: the annotation of a GenBank genome assembly
UAUCUGCUCAACCAAACUAGACCAAGUCGAAAUCUCUUCUCAAAGUGGUACGUCAAUCAUUACGACUGGCCCUGGGACCAGUGGCCCGAUUACCUGACCGCCGGUUCCAUCGUUGUCUCCACGCCGUUGGCGCGCCGAUUUGCAGUCGCCCAAUACUACACUCAAUACUUCAGAUUUGAUGAUGUCUUUCUUGGCAUUAUGGCCUUGAAACUGCACUGCCAGCCUAUCCACCACGAAGGAUUCCUCAUAAUGCCACCGAAUAUGACUUCUGAAGAAAGGUAA